Molecule: messenger RNA, 258 nt
Organism: Penicillium canescens
Lineage: Eukaryota; Fungi; Ascomycota; Eurotiomycetes; Eurotiales; Aspergillaceae
Exons: 3
Coding region: 1-258 (85 amino acids)
Source: RefSeq, a predicted model, not a curated record
AUGACAUGCCGAAGCUUAUUACUGAGAGCUUUCCAAGCGAACCUUGAGUCCUGCCAAAAAAGAAUACCUAGUGAGACACAAAGCACAUAUAUAAAGUCUCUUGGUGGUAUUUCUAUAGAGCUUAUGCAGAAGUAUACAAAAGAUAAUGGGAUGAAGAAUUCACUUUUCAUCAAUAAGAAUCGGUCCCGGGGGAAACUGGUUCUGCUAGCGCGAAUAGUUAUUCUUUCUGCGAAGAUCUUCUAUUCAUAUAACACCUGA